Gamsiella multidivaricata is the source of this 1189-nucleotide messenger RNA. RefSeq names its product phosphatase 2C-like domain-containing protein. Gene Ontology annotation, biological process: protein dephosphorylation. The record is from RefSeq and is a predicted model, not a curated record. Lineage: Eukaryota; Fungi; Mortierellomycota; Mortierellomycetes; Mortierellales; Mortierellaceae. The transcript is spliced from 8 exons. Gene Ontology annotation, molecular function: protein serine/threonine phosphatase activity; cation binding. The coding region runs from base 1 to 1044 and encodes 347 amino acids.
AUGGGUCAGACACUUUCCGCACCCAUUACGGAUAAGCACUCAAGUGCUGGCCACGAUGGACGCUUUGCCUACGGAGCCUCGGCUAUGCAAGGAUGGCGAAUCACCAUGGAGGACGCUCACACAACCUUGCUGGAGGUAGAGGAUGCCAAGGGAACCGCGUUUUUUGCCGUAUAUGAUGGCCAUGGAGGCGCAAAUGUGGCCAAAUACAGCGGCGAGGGACUACACAAAAGGAUCAUUGCUGACCAUGCGUUUUCCAAGGGAGAUUAUAAGACGGCCAUCAAAAACGGGUUUCUAGAGAUGGACAGGGCGCUUCGCCAUGAUCCUGAAUAUGGCGGCGACUCUUCAGGAUGUACAGCUAUAACGGCUACUAUCACGGAUAAAAACAUCCUCUUUGUGGGAAACGCCGGUGACUCUCGAGCGGUCCUUUGUAGUGAUGGAGCCGGUAUUGCUCUGUCGAACGAUCAUAAACCUGUGAACAAAGAGGAAUCCAGAAGAAUCGUCGCUGCAGGAGGAUUUGUAGAGUCUGGUAGAGUUAACGGUAGUCUUGCGCUCUCUCGUGCAUUGGGCGAUUUUGAAUUCAAGAUGAACUCCACUUUGGGGCCGGAAGAUCAGAUCGUCACCGCCAACCCUGUUAUCACGGAACACCCCUUGACUGACGUUGACGAAUUCUUGGUUCUUGCUUGCGAUGGCAUCUGGGACUGUAUGAGCUCGCAGGAGGUGGUCACCUUUGUCCGCAAGGGAAUCGCCGACAAAAUUCCUCUUAAUACGAUUUGCGAGAUGACCAUGGAUCAUUGUUUAGCAUCCGACAGCGACAUGAGCUACAUUGGCUGCGACAACAUGACCAUGCUUAUUAUCGCCUUCUUGAAUGGAAGGACGGUCGAGGAAUGGUACGAGAAUAUCAGCAACCGUGUCGCUGUACGACUCGGACCCGCCGAUCCAUCAAUCUCCAGACCUAACGGAGAUGAGGAUUCCGAGGCCGCAGCUGAUGAAUACUCUACUACAUCGGAGCAAAAGACGGAAGAGACGACAGCAGUCGCAGAGUAACCUUACCAGGGUCACUCUCAGGCAUCUUUUUAUUUUAGGCAUCGCGUCCAUCUGAAACGCAUUCAGGUUUAUUUUCUUCUCGACUGUGCAAGCAAACAAGCAAGCACCCAUUCAUGCAUUUGAAACAUGUACCUUUUGUGCCUUG